Molecule: messenger RNA, 1445 nt
Organism: Gavia stellata (red-throated loon)
Lineage: Eukaryota; Metazoa; Chordata; Aves; Gaviiformes; Gaviidae
Gene: SUGCT
Product: succinyl-CoA:glutarate-CoA transferase
Exons: 14
Coding region: 1-1395 (464 amino acids)
Molecular function (GO): catalytic activity
Source: RefSeq, a predicted model, not a curated record
AUGCUGCGCGUCGCGCUGGGAAGAAGGAGCUGCCGUGGCGGCGGCGGGCUGUGGAGAAGCCCGUGCCCCGCAGCUGCCGGCGGCAGCGCCUCGCCGCGCUGCCCCAGAGCCCUGAGCGCCGCCGCCGCCUCGCCUAGCAACGGCGGCGGGGCGGGGAGCGGAGGCGCUCCCCCGGCAGGUGCUAGUAAUGUAAAGCCAUUGGAUGGCGUGAAAAUCCUUGAUUUAACAAGAGUGCUUGCAGGGCCCUUUGCCACAAUGAAUUUGGGAGAUCUAGGGGCUGAAGUUAUCAAAGUGGAAAGACCAGGAGCUGGUGAUGACACAAGAGCCUGGGGCCCACCUUUUGCUGGAGCAGAAAGUGUUUAUUUUCUCAGUGUCAACAGAAAUAAAAAGAGUAUAGCCAUCAACAUGAAGGAUUCAAAAGGAGCAAAGCUAAUCAGAGAGCUUGCAGCAGUGUCUGAUGUUUUUGUGGAAAACUACGUUCCUGGGAAACUGGCUGAAAUGGGUCUAGGUUAUGAAGACAUUAAAAAGAUUGCUCCUCAUAUAGUGUACUGUUCAAUAACAGGUUAUGGUCAGACUGGUCCAAUGGUUCAGAGAGGUGGAUAUGACUCCAUUGCAGCUGCUGUUUCUGGUCUCAUGCAUAUCACAGGGCAUGAGGAUGGUGAGCCAGUUAGACCAGGAGUAGCCAUGACAGAUCUUGCUACUGGGUUGUAUACAUAUGGAGCAAUUAUGGCGGGUUUACUUCAGAGGUAUAAGACGGGGAAAGGACUGCACAUUGACUGCAAUCUCUUGUCAUCUCAGGUUGCAUGUCUCACUCAUGUAGCAGCUAAUUACCUUAAUUGCAAAAUCGAAGCAAAACGCUGGGGUACUGCUCAUGGGAGUAUUGUUCCGUAUCAGGCUUUUAAGACCAAGGAUGGCUACAUCGUGGUGGGAGCUGGAAAUGAUCAGCAGUUUGUCACUGUGUGCAAGAUCCUGAAUUUGCCUGAAGUUAGUAAGGAUUCCAGAUACAAAACUAAUACACUCAGAGUCCAGAACAGAAAAGAACUUAUUGACAUAUUGUCAACCCGGUUUUCCGAAAAAGCAACGAUCGAAUGGUUGCAGCUCUUUGAAGGUAGUGGGGUUCCAUAUGGCCCAAUCAACAAUAUGCAGCAAGUAUUCUCGGAUCCUCAGGUGCUGCACAAUGGACUUGUGAUGGAAAUGAAUCAUCCAACAGCUGGGAGGAUAGCUGUUCCAGGACCAGGUGUCAGAUACAGUGAAUUUGCUGUGUCACAUCCUAAACCACCUCCGCUUGUUGGACAGCAUACAGUGGAGAUACUGAAGGGCAUGCUGGGGUACGAGGAUGAUGCCAUAGAAGAACUGCUCCGCACUGGUGCUGUGGCUCAGCAUGAGGUCAGAUAAGGAACAUUAGCUACAUUCCUUCACACUGAGUUCACAUUACUUUGUCCUCU